Rotaria sp. Silwood2 is the source of this 801-nucleotide messenger RNA. The record is from the annotation of a GenBank genome assembly. Lineage: Eukaryota; Metazoa; Rotifera; Eurotatoria; Philodinida; Philodinidae.
AUGCAAGAGUCAAUUGUAAUGCAAUCAACACCACCAAGCAAUCACACAAUCACAGAAACAACAAAAGCAAGUGAUUACAAAGUUCUUAAACAAAGUUCAAAAUUUCCUCCUUAUUCAAUAACUUUCAAAAGGUCAUCACAAGAUGAACAGGUUACAGAUCGUAAAUUAUUAGAACUUCUGCUUGUAGAAUGGAAAGACAAAAAUAAUUAUGUACCUGAUAUUACAGGAAGAUUCGGACAUGGAAAAUGUCUUUUAAUCUUUGCGAAUGAUGAAACAAGUUUUGAAGAAUUAUUCAAUCAACAAAAUUGGCCGACCAAAAUCAAUGAUUGUGAAUUUGAUUUAAAAUUCCACGACUGGAACAUUGAAGAAGUUUUUGAAGAUUUAAAAACCUUAUAUCCUACAUUAAUUAAAUUAACAAGAAUGUAUUCAUUUAACAACAAACCUUUAAAUUUAGUGCGUGCCGAUUUUUGUUCACUUCAACAAGUCAAGAAAUUACUUGAUGAUGGUCGUAUAACAAUUGGUCAUAUGAAGAACUUAGUGAAACAAUAUCAUCCUCCUGAAAAGAUAAGCAAAUGCAUGAAAUGUUACAGUCAUCAUCACAUCACAAAUGAAUGCACUAGCCAAGUUCAACUAUGUAUCCGGUGUGGAUUAGAUCAUCCAUAUAACAAUAAUUGUCAAAAUGAAAUCAAAUGUAUUAACUGUGGUCAAGACCAUUAUGCAGGUCAUUCAGCCUGCCCGGAAGUACAACAAAUUAGAAGACAAAUCAGUCAAAAUCAAAGAGAAAAAGAACACAACUAUUAA